This is a messenger RNA of Girardinichthys multiradiatus, 2859 nucleotides long. RefSeq names its product DEAD-box helicase 17 (gene ddx17). Gene Ontology annotation, biological process: alternative mRNA splicing, via spliceosome. Bases 250 to 2196 code for a protein of 648 amino acids. The transcript has 13 exons. The record is from RefSeq and is a predicted model, not a curated record. Gene Ontology annotation, cellular component: nucleus; cytoplasm; ribonucleoprotein complex. Lineage: Eukaryota; Metazoa; Chordata; Actinopteri; Cyprinodontiformes; Goodeidae. Gene Ontology annotation, molecular function: ATP binding; RNA binding; RNA helicase activity.
CGUUGUCUUUCGCUAGGGGAAAAAGAAACAAAGCGACUGGCCAGCUACGUGACGCGUUUUUUAACUAAUCAACAGUCGUUAAUCGCUGUAUAUUCUUAUGUUAGCCGUCAACAGUAAAGUAAAAAAUAAUAAUAAUUUGGUUGUUCCCGCUCGGUUUUACGUUUCUUUCCCCGUUUGUCGUCGAGCCGAACGCGGCUAACUAUCGUCUUAGCUAGCUACAAACCGAAGGCGCUUAACAGUUUUAUCGAAAUGAGAGGGGGUUCCUCGUACGGAGACAGGGAUAGAGACAGAGAUCGUGGACGAGACAGGCCACGGUUUGGAGGGGGCAUGGGUGGCCGCAGCGGACCCCCGCCUAUGAAGUUUGGAAAUCCUGGUGAGCGUCUCCGUAAAAAGAGGUGGAACCUAGAUGAGCUGCCAAAAUUUGAGAAGAACUUCUACACCGAACACCUCGAUGUCCAGCGCGUGGGUCAGUAUGAGGUGGAGGAGUUUCGCAGGAAGAAGGAGAUCACCAUCAGAGGCACUGGCUGUCCAAAGCCUGUAACUGCUUUUCACCAUGCUCAGUUUCCUCAGUAUGUGAUAGAUGUCCUGGUGCAGCAGAACUUUAAGGAGCCCACAGCGAUCCAAGCCCAAGGUUUUCCUGUGGCCUUAAGUGGAAAAGACAUGGUUGGAAUUGCACAGACUGGGUCUGGAAAGACCCUGGCUUAUCUCCUUCCUGCUAUUGUACAUAUCAACCACCAGCCCUAUCUAGAGAGAGGGGACGGCCCCAUAUGUCUGGUCCUUGCACCGACUAGGGAGCUGGCCCAGCAGGUUCAGCAGGUUGCCUACGAAUAUGGCAAGUCCUCCCGUAUCAAAAGCACCUGUGUUUAUGGUGGAGCACCUAAAGGACCACAGAUUCGCGACCUUGAGAGAGGUGUUGAGAUAUGCAUUGCCACGCCUGGUCGCCUCAUUGACUUCCUGGAGGCGGGGAAGACCAACCUGCGCCGCUGCACCUAUCUAGUGCUGGAUGAGGCCGACCGCAUGUUGGAUAUGGGCUUUGAGCCGCAGAUUCGCAAGAUUGUCGAACAAAUCAGACCUGACAGACAGACCCUGAUGUGGAGUGCAACAUGGCCGAAAGAGGUUCGACAGCUUGCCGAGGACUUCUUAAGGGAGUACAUCCAGAUUAAUAUUGGCGCUCUGGAGCUCAGCGCCAACCACAACAUUCUUCAGAUAGUUGAUGUCUGCAUGGAGACUGAAAAGGACAACAAGCUUCUUCAGCUGAUGGAGGAGAUAAUGGCUGAGAAGGAGAACAAAACCAUCAUCUUUGUGGAGACCAAAAAGCGAUGCGAUGAUCUCACUCGCAGGAUGAGGCGCGAUGGGUGGCCAGCCAUGUGUAUCCAUGGAGACAAGAGCCAGCCAGAAAGAGACUGGGUACUCACUGAAUUCAGGAGCGGCAAGGCCCCCAUCCUGAUUGCAACGGAUGUAGCCUCUCGGGGUCUGGAUGUGGAAGAUGUAAAGUUCGUCAUCAACUAUGACUAUCCCAGCUCCUCUGAGGAUUAUGUCCACCGUAUUGGGCGCACGGCCCGCAGUACCAAUAAGGGCACGGCCUACACCUUCUUCACCCCGGGAAACCUGCGACAGGCCAGAGACCUGGUCCGGGUCCUGGAGGAAGCCCGGCAGGCCAUAAAUCCCAAACUGCUUCAGCUCGUGGACUCGAGCCGUGGCGGUGGAGGCGGUGGCAGAAUGCGUUACCGUGGCGGCAGCUCCAACAACCCUAACCUAAUGUACCAAGACGAGUGCGAUCGGCGCAUGCGCUCUGGCGGAGGCGGCAAAGACAGCCACGGGGGCUUCAGCCGCAACAACCGCGACGACAACCGCUCCUCGUCGUCCUCCUACAGAGACAGAAACCGAGACCACAGGAACAACUACAACGCCAGCUCUGAUCAGUACCAGAACUACAACAACAACAGCGGGGGCUACAACCCCCGCGGCGGGGGGCCGUCCAGCGGCGGUCAGGAUCAACCCAACCAGCCGCAGGGCCAGUUCACCCAGGCCCCUUCUCUGCCUCCUCCACCGUCAGGGGCUCCGCAGCCGUUGAUGGCGCAGCAGUUUCCCCUGCCACCACAGCCCCCACUCAUGGGCUUCAUGGGGCAGCCGCCGUACCCUCCUUUCCCCUCUGCUCCCCCUCCUCCCCCAGGCCCACAACCCCCCCGAAAAUAGUUGUAAUUAACAUGUAAUGAGUUAAUUUGUUCAACUAUGUGUUUGUAGCUCAGCUUUUUUCUGUUGUGGUCUCCAACAAACGGGAGUGUGGACAGUGUUAUAUCUAAGGAGGGUAACGGCUCAUAUGUUUUACAUGUGGAAUUUGAAGUAUCCAAUAAAUAAAAAGCCCGGAAUAAUUAAAAUGACCCAACCAUGUAUUAUGGAGGAGGAACAGGGUUCUUUCUGUCCUUUAUUUUACCUGCUCCAGUCAGACUUUAAGAGUUAAUCCAAUAAAUUUGAGUUAAUGUUUUCUUGGGAAGAAAAAAAAAGAUUUUCACAUUCCAGACACCUUGACCUUUGUACUUAUUCAACCUGACUUCUUCUGUUUGAAAUAGGUGGCUUUUGUUGAUGGCUUCAAUUUGAGCUUCACCACAUGGGUUUAUUAAUCGGUUUUCUUUUCUAGUUCCAGUAAUGACCACUCUUAGAUUAUUAUUCUUUUACAUGAUCAUAAACUAUUGUAUUAGAUUUAGGUACAUUUAGUCCUGCAUGCCUUCACACUUUCCUUUUGUGUAGCAAGUCAGAGUGAAGUAGCAUUUUUAAUGAGCUUUGUUAAUCUUUGCUUGUUUUCUGUCAGCUAUGCUCUUUUUACAGUGUUUUCCUAAAUAAAUAAAAUAAAUAAAUGUG